AUGCUCCUGAUCUCUCUCCUGCUCUUCACGGUCCCCGUUUGCCGCGCGGCAGAGGGUGGUUACCGAGCAGACUUUGUGUUGGACGCGGAGGACGCGGUGGCGCAGGGCGCGGUGCUGUUGGCCACAGUGAAUGCGCAGAGCAGAGAGGAGUGCGAGCGCGCGUGCGUGGACCUCCCGCCGUGCAACCUUGCCCUCAGCGAGCCACACGACGCAUGCGCAUUGUUCGACUGCGUGUACCGGAACCGCUUCGUCUGCAACAGAUUCCAGAACCGCGGCGGGUACCAGACUUUUGUGACCAAGAAACUUUAUGAGACCUUUCUACAAGCCCCACCCACUACAGGUGACCAGCGGCGGCCAAUCGCGGUGGGGGGGCGGGACUUAGUGGUGCAACCUGGAGAGAGUGUGCUGCUCAAUGGCAUCGAGAGCCUCAGUCCUGGAACCAUCCAACAGUACAUCUGGAACCAGCAGAAAGGGGACCAGGCCACUGUGGAGAGGACACAGUACCCAGACCAGGUGAAUGUCUCAGGUCUGGUCUCUGGUUCUUACUUGUUUGAGCUCAGAGUCACAGACUCCAACGGGAACUCGGCCUCAGACACCGUCCUGGUUCAGGUUCUGAGUCCAGAGCAGAGCAGCCUGUUUUGCCUCGCACCUCCUAAGGUGGGUCCAUGUCGCGCCUCCUUCACCAGGUGGCGCUAUGACGCAGUGUCCGGCGUGUGCAGGAACUUCACGUUCGGCGGCUGCAAAGGAAACUACAACAACUUCCUGUCUGCAGCGGCGUGUGAGACGGCGUGUCGCGGGGUCCAAGCCUCUUUGGAGAGAAGUGCGCCCCCUCCAGGAUCCAAGGAGUGUGUGUCUGUGUGUGCGCCGCUGCAGAUGUUGUGCGACACUAACUGCUGCGUUCACAAAAGUCUGGAGUGUGAUGGAGUUCAACAGUGUGUGGACGGGACGGACGAGAGAGAGUGUGGCAAAGUAAAUCAAACGUUCAACCGACUUCUGAACAUUGAAUUGGAUCAGAAAAAGGCGCGCUGCUCCCUCCCCCCUCACACAGGACCAUGUAGGGCCAGUUUCUCUCGAUGGUUCUAUGAUCCUGUGAGACGUCAAUGUCAAAGCUUCACGUUCGGAGGCUGUGACGCAAACGGCAACAACUGGGAGGAGGAGGCGCAGUGUGAGGAGGCGUGCCGAGGAGUCACAGAGGAGGACGUCUUCGCUCCAGGGAUGUUCAAACGCUUCGAAGACGAGGAUGAGUCUCAAUCAGGUUCCAUUGCGCUCGCUGUGAUUCUGACAGUGACACUUCUGGCUCUGCUCGCUAUCGCCUCCUACUGUUUCAUCAGGAGAAAGAAGAGUCACCAGCCAGUGCCCACGGACCAGAACUAA
Messenger RNA from Knipowitschia caucasica, 1374 nucleotides. The record is from the annotation of a GenBank genome assembly. NCBI's taxonomy places the organism in Eukaryota, Metazoa, Chordata, Actinopteri, Gobiiformes, Gobiidae.